GGGCAUCUACACAGGCUGAAAUACUUAAUAUCAGUGUCAUUAAUGGGAAAAAAGCAAUUACACCUCCUCUUCCUCCUACAACAAAUGCUUUAAAUAAUAUUAAAUCUUCCCCCCCUGCCUCUACCCUUGCCACCACUAAUCCUGCUGGGGUCACUCUUUUAGAUAGAAUGAAAGAAAGACAUCGGCAAGAAGUUCGUAGGUCGUUGAACAACUCACCAUUUUUAGAAAAUCAGAAUGCUACAAAAAGCUCGCCAUCCAUGCCUCUUAUCUUCUCAGUCGAAGACUCUCCUCCUUUAUCAAGUGCAAGACCAUUGGUGCAAUCACAGUCUUUUACGAGUAACGCCCAGUCUCCUAUUAACCAUAUACCAAAACGUCCUUUGGUAAAUAUAGUUCGCUCAACAUCGACUGCUAACGAUAUUUAUGGAAACAACAGCGGAGCGUCUACAAAUCAGACUCAACAAGAAGUCAACAUCCAUCAUCGAUAUUCUGCACCUUUACAGCCCAGAAAUGGUCAGGUAUUAUCAACGACAAAACCCGGCUAUAUACAAAAUGUGCCAUUAUUUACAUCUGCUCCGUAUCAAGUUCAAGAAUCCACCUUAGUAACCAGCGAAGAAGUGUUUCCAUUGAAUCGAUCAGUGUCAGCAUAUUCUGGUUUUCCUCAGCAGACAUUACUUCAACAACAAUUCCAACACCAACAGCAGCAGAUAAACAUGCAACAACAGAUCUAUCAGCAGCAGCAGCAGCAGCAACUACAGCAAAAAAUUCAACUACAAAUUGAACACCAGCAAAUGCAACAACAACUGGAGCAACAGCAAAUUCAAUACCAGCUUGAUCAAAAACAAUUACAGCUUCAAGAACAACAAAGAAUACAACAGUAUCAGCUACAACAACUAAAAAUUCAGCAACAACAACAGCAAUACAUUAAUCAAGCCAUAUUAGAAAAACCCCUAAUUCGACGGGAUAAUCCACCAAAGGCAAUCGUGACUGAGUUGGACGAGGACAUGAAACCACUCAAGUCACGACCACUUUAUGAAAGGUUAACAGUAUAUGAUGAAAAUCACAGUACUGAUCAAAUAGCUACUCCAGACACGCCACCCCCUGAAUCUCAACAGAAUUCGUCUGAGAUUGUGUUGGCUAAAGAAAUUCUUUUAUCUAAUUCAUCUACAAGCACACUAACUGAACCAAAAGCCAUAUUCAAGCCCAAGGAAAAGACAAUUAAAUUGCCCAAUAAGUUAAAGAAAGAGUUACAAGAAAUGCAAUUGCGUCGAUCGCCCUAUUCAUUACCUGAUUUAAGCACGUUAUCAAAUACUGAACAAGAACAAGAGAAUGAUGACAUAAUCAAUUGGAAUACUAUCCAAAUAUUUCAUUAUCCCUAUGUUACUAACAGCGAAGAGACUUGUUAUACCCAAGAAAACCAAACACCAAAAAUUGACUGCUACCCAGCAAUUGUAAAAUGCUGCUCUAUGCAAGACAGAAGACACACUUGUUCAAAACGACACCAUUGUACGCAUUUAUCCUGUAUUAAUACCAAGCAUCCUAAUUAUUCUACGGAUUCUUCGAAUCUUUAUUAUAAGAAACAUCAUAGCAAGCAUAGACAUCAUCGAUGCCAUAAAAAAGAUUCAUAUUCAAAAACAGUUCAAGUUUAAUUCGACUGAAAAAUAAAAG
Molecule: messenger RNA, 1665 nt
Organism: Mucor mucedo
Lineage: Eukaryota; Fungi; Mucoromycota; Mucoromycetes; Mucorales; Mucoraceae
Exons: 2
Coding region: 168-1646 (492 amino acids)
Source: RefSeq, a predicted model, not a curated record